AUGGCACCAACCAAGACAGCCGGAGGCCAGGAGCCCAGCGACAAGUUUCUGAAGCAACAGGCACAAGCUCAGGGUCUCGGCGCGGAGAAUGCGUCCGCACACAAAGAAGGCCACGCACCAGGUGAGGCGCCUGUCGCCUCGGACAGCGGCCUGCCAGGCAAGGGAAACACCUACGAGGAAGCAGCGGCCGGCACAGGGAAUCUGACGACCACAAAUGAUGUUGGCACCGCUGGGAUCAAGCCUGCAGAGCCUGGGAGUGCUGCGCCGGGGCCGGAUGUGAAAGGUGCUUAA
Molecule: messenger RNA, 291 nt
Organism: Diaporthe citri
Lineage: Eukaryota; Fungi; Ascomycota; Sordariomycetes; Diaporthales; Diaporthaceae
Exons: 2
Coding region: 1-291 (96 amino acids)
Source: RefSeq, a predicted model, not a curated record